This is a messenger RNA of Folsomia candida, 3562 nucleotides long. RefSeq lists its product as uncharacterized. NCBI's taxonomy places the organism in Eukaryota, Metazoa, Arthropoda, Collembola, Entomobryomorpha, Isotomidae. Gene Ontology annotation, biological process: centrosome duplication; centriole replication; regulation of cytokinesis. The record is from RefSeq and is a predicted model, not a curated record. Gene Ontology annotation, cellular component: centriole. The coding region runs from base 228 to 3296 and encodes 1022 amino acids. The transcript is spliced from 9 exons.
CCGGCGCGGAGCCGUUGCUGUCAGUUGGCAACUGAAAUAUCAAUAUUGGAUAACAAAAUUUUGUGAAAGUGCAAAUUUCUACAUUUCUUUACGGAUUUCUUAAUAAAUGAAAGGACGCGUCUAGUAAUUGUUUUUUCUGUAACGGUUGGUACUGGUACGUAGGAGUCAUUUCGUUACCAUUUCAAAUUGACUAAUUGCCUACUGUAGAGGAAAAUUGGAAGUUUACGAUGGACACAACUUCCGCAUCAGUCACAUUACAACAGGAGCAUGAACAACCAUAUGUAUCAUGCAUCAAGGUUGAUGGACUUUCAAUAUUGCCUCCAUUGAUGAGUGACAAUAAGAGAGCUGAGAUGCGUUAUUUUCGCCAACUCGCUAUUGAAAGGGAACAAGCUCGGCAACUUGCGAGACGAUUGAUGAGUGUACAAACUACAAAAACGGAAACUCCAUUACCACAUCGAAUGUAUCUGACUUCUACUCCAAACGCAUACAUGAUAAUGAAGUCCAAGGAAAUUGGUCAAGAUGUGCGCCAUGACCAAGAUAGUGAUGACAGCGACGACGAUGAUGAUAAUGAUAAAGGUGGAAACUUUGCCUCAGUUGGUUCUAGUACGGGGACAUUCAUCAUCAAUAAUAACGUCCAACAAGGGGAUGAAGCUACUGCCAAAUCUGAAAGUGAAGUAGAGGACUUAGAAGAAGAGGAGGACGAAUGCAGUGCACAACAGAAUAAUCAAUUAAAAUUAGAACAACAGCCAGUUUCUGCAAGAGGUCUGCUCGAUACCACGAGCCUUGUUUCCGUAAAAAGGAAACGUCCAGCUCGAUAUUUUGAUAACAACGUGGACGAUGAUGAAGGAGAUUUUACUGUUGCAGAAAGUGAGGAGAAAGAAAAUCUUUCUGUUGUAAAAACCACUAUGAAUAUUUCAUCCGAGGAUGACAAUACGUGCACGUUUCAAACGUCAAGCACCAGUCUCUCAAAAUACAUAUCCUCUUGUACGCCUACAUUUACACCAACGCCUAUACUUAACGUUGAACUCCCGUGCACAGUUCCUGUUGUCGAAUUUGUUGCAGAUGCAAAUGCAACGGUAAACGUCAGUUCCACCUUCACCAUUAACACCAACUUUGCUCAAGCUGCUCUAUCAGUGACUCCUCCACGUAAACGAGGGAUUAGACGAUCCUCAGUCUCAAAAUCUAGGAAAUCGUUGUCCUUUACAUCCAUCUCUCCUACUCUACUAACCCCUAUUAAAAGUGGAACAACGAGGGUUACAGACCCUGAUUUCGAGUUUAUACUGACAACAGAAAUCCCUGAAUCCGCUGCAAAUAGUGCAUCAAAGUCUCACAGAGAUGAAGAUGAAACUUCCUGCCCAUCGGAUUCUAGUGACAAAGAGAACCACAGCUCAGAAAUGGAUGUUAAGAAACAUGUUCGAAAAUUGUCUUAUACGCUUUUGACUCCAAGUGCAGCCCUUUUAGCAGCGUCUGGAAUGGAGGCUUUACCUGUGAUUAAUUCAGCUACAAGUUCCGUGGUAAUUUCCUCCUCAGCACAAUCAACUCCAAUGAAAGGAGAUAAAGAAUGGGAAAGGUUGGAAACAAGGACAGAUUCCCCUGAAGUCCAGAUUGCUGUCUCACAACUGCAACAGUUAAAUCUUGGAAAAGGGAAAAAGGCUCAUCUUGAAAGAUAUCUCGGAGAAGUAGAAGCAGAUGGUAAUAAACAGACUACUACUGCAACAAAUUUUGAAGAUAAUAAUAAGAAAGCCCACCAUGAAGAUGUUAUUUCACAAAUUGAAAUUCAACAUCAUAAACAACUCGAGCAAUUAAUGGCUGCUUAUAAACAACAAGCACAAAAAAUUCGCGAAGAUUUUGAAAAAGAGAAACAAAAGAUUCUAUUGGAACUUGCUCCUCCUCCUUCUUCACCCACUCCCACUCCUUCAAUCAAGCCACCUCAAAAUCUGAAUUCAGAGCCUUCUUCAACGGAUCAAACAAUAAAAUUAUUGCCCUCUACCCCUUCUUCUUCUAUUUUGAUGGACACUUCAAAUCUUCGAAAUUACUACAUUACAAAUUCAGUGGACAGCCACAUGCGUAUGAAAGAGUCUCAUUCGGCACCUGUUAGUUCUGCAGAUAUCGAGAUAUCUUCCAUGUUGUCUCGGACCGUAAUUUCAUCUGAAGGUGGAUGGAUGCAUCAUGACCCUGCACAAAGUCCAACUAUUAGCUCACGGGGAGGAAACGUGUCUAACGCAGUUGGACUUUCGAAAUUCCAAAGCAAAAUGCAGAAAAUAAACCCCUCUCUUUUGAAACACCCUGGAGAUGUUCGAUCCCCUCUGCUCAAAGGCCUUGUAUUUCCCGACCCAUUAGAUCGGUCUUCGGUCGUCUUGAAAAUUCCACCACAGGCACAUGAUCCUGCAAUGAAAUUAAAGUUUGACAAGCUCACUGCUGGGGUGAAAGGCUAUCUCACCAGACGACUUUUGCAAACCGAGAAGAUACAAAUUAUCAUUCAAACAAUUCGAGACACAGUAGAAUUGCUGCUAAAUUUGUACGAAGAGAAUCCACCUAAUAAUCAAGGUCUAAUUGAAAUUAAGGAGCUAGACCAAGUUUUGCACCAUGGUCUAAUACAGCAGUUGACCGGUGCGUGCUCCUCAUUCAAUGACAUUUUCUUCAAAAUAUCCAUCAAGGAAAGAAUGGCAAUUAUUGCAAAUGACCGAGAAAAAAUUCGGGCUAAAGCUUUAAGGAAUGUAUUGAGUCGUCGUAGUGGAAUAUCCCCUUCUAAACGUAAUAUUUCAAGUGCUACACUCAAAAGUUUUGAGCGCCGGCAAUCCCAAAGUAAAUCUCCAAGCAAGAAAGCCAAUCAAAUAAUAUCGACUGCUCGUUUUCAAAGGCCAAGUUUGAAACCAAUGCUUCCACCCUUGGGAUCUCAAACUGUUAAACCAAACGGAGUCAAGAGUUACAAUGUUAGCCCUAAACGCCGUCGGAUGAGUUUUAUGGGUGGUGGUGGUGAUAAGCAUAGAACUACUCGAGCAUCAUCUACGAAAAAUGGAAAUGUGAACCAACGAGGCGGACCGCAUUCUGCAAUAGCGUCUAAUCGUAACAAAAAUAUUGCCGAAGGUAGUACAGAUACGUUCCUAGUUCCUUCGAGUACUUCAAGUAUGAAUCAAUGGCGCUACAGUCAAGCCCCUACUUCAAAAUCAGUUAAAUCGUCCAAUCGGCCUUCUAUGACCAGAGUUAGUGUCGGGAUGUCUAGUUCUUCUACGAGUUAUAAUCGCUCCACAAUCCGAACUGAAAAUUCUAUUACUCGUGUUCCAUGGAAGAAAUGAUGCCCCGCCUCUCUCCCAAACGACCAAAAUCUCUUACAUAUCCAUUUUUGAACUCAUGCUAUUUUUUAUUUAAGUCCUAUCAACCUUUAUCAAUCGAACUCAUUAAAAUGAAUGAUUUUAUGCAUUUUUGCUAAUUUUAUACGACCUGCUUAUUUUGAUAUCUGAUUUAAACUAUGCGACCGAUAGCAGCGUAUGCAUUACAUAAUCAUGUAGUAAUUAAUAUUUUGUUGACCAAUAUAUUUAAAUAAAUUAAGAUAUACAGCAAA